AUGGCCGAGAUGGAAAAUAUGUUAGCACAAAUGCAAGCUUUACAACAUGAAAUCAACACUCUUCGAGAGUCUCAGGCGAAUGUGAAUGACGCAUCAAGAUCAAAUCUUCAGAAAGUUCAUAUUCCGAAAUUCAACAAACACAAUCCGCAUUUGUGGUUUUCGCAAAUUGAGAGAUCAUUUGCUUUGUGUUCCAUCACAUCGGAUUCAGACAAAUUUGAUCUUGUCUCGAUUGAUAAAUUUGGUACAUUAAAGGAACGUCUCAUUACAAAAUUUGCUAAAACUUCUGAAUCUAAACUGCGACGUUUAUUACAGGGUUGUGAAGCCGCAGGUAAAAAACCUUCGGAGAUUUUAUCGACUAUGAGACGUCUAGCUCCUGGUAAACAAAAUGAGGCAAUUAUUCGCACACUAUUUCUGGGUAAAAUGCCAGAUUCAAUUCGUCCCAUAUUAUCCGUUUGGAAGGACGAUGAUUUGGAAAAACUUUCCGAAACGACCGACAAAAUGCUAGAUGCUAAUUACAACGUGACAAGUUCCGUAUCAGUAGCACCUUUACGUUUCGACGCAAGUGUUCCAGUGGAUGCAGUUGCUUCCCAUAUGACUUUUUCUGACGUUUGCCAAGCGAUUAAGAAUUUAACAGAUGAAGUUAGGAAAAUUCAUUUACAACAGAACGACAACAGAGUUAAAUCUAAUCGACAACAGUCCAGAUCUCGUAGCCGUUCACGAAAUUCUUACCAGAAUUCAACUGAGGCACAAUUAUGCUGGUAUCAUACGAAAUUUGGUGAUGCAGCCCAGCAUUGUAAACCAACCUGCCGCUGGAAACCUAAUUCGGAAAACUAUUGGGGCUGUCGUCAGUCAACACGGUUGGCGACAGCGGCAAUAAUAACAUAA
Messenger RNA from Lucilia cuprina (Australian sheep blowfly), 885 nucleotides. RefSeq lists its product as uncharacterized. The transcript has 2 exons. Bases 1 to 885 code for a protein of 294 amino acids. The record is from RefSeq and is a predicted model, not a curated record. NCBI's taxonomy places the organism in Eukaryota, Metazoa, Arthropoda, Insecta, Diptera, Calliphoridae.